GAUCGACCUCUCUUUUUCUCUCAGCCCUCCAGCCGUAACCACGCAGCCAACAGGAGAGGGAUGUCACAGCUGAAAGAAAAUCAGUCCUCCUCCGUCUGCAUGAAAAACAAGCAGUGCGCGACCAUCCUUCACGCCGACGCACGCGGUAUUUAAUUCUUUUACGCGCCGCUCCGAGACAAAUUGGGCCAAUUCUGGGCCUGUUGACUAUCUGUUAUCUGUCAUCUCUCUCUUGGUGGUAAUAAUGCUCCCCAGCCCGCUCGUAACUUCUUCCACCACGCCUUUCUCUGUGAAGGACAUUCUGAAGUUAGAGUUGCAGCAACAAUCCCAGCAGCAGCAGCAGCUCCAGUUUAUCUCGUGCUUCGGUUUCUCCGGUGCGCGGUCACCGCCGGGAGCUUUCCCAAAUAAACCGUUCCGCUCUCACUCGCCGCCCUCCUGCAUGUUGGCCGGAAGGGACAGUCCAAGUCCCCUCAGCUCCGGUCUCUCGGAGGGCGAGGAGAGGAUGUCGUACCUCAACACGCUCACGGCUCAGGACCGACUGGCAGAGUCCGGUCUGCCGGGGGAGGUGUUCGGCAACCCGGCGCAGAGCCACUCUGCAGACCUCCGGCUGGAGACCGAGCAGGAGGACCGAGACAGCAAGAGCUGCGAUGCGCUGCGGGGUGAGAGUGAGGACCCAGACUCAGAGAAGCCCGUCACCAAGCAGCAGAGGACCAGGAGGAAACCCCGCGUGCUUUUCUCCCAGGCUCAGGUGUUUGAGCUGGAACGGCGUUUCAAGCAGCAGCGUUACCUGUCCGCCCCGGAGAGAGAGCACUUGGCCAGCUCGCUGAAACUCACCUCCACUCAGGUCAAGAUCUGGUUUCAGAACCGGAGGUACAAAUGCAAGAGGCAGCGGCAGGACAAGAGCCUGGAGAUGGCAGGUCAUCACCAUCACCACCACCAUCACCACCCGCCGCCGCCGCCCCGCAGGGUGGCUGUACCGGUGCUGGUGCGGGACGGGCGGCCUUGCCUGACUGGAUCUCAGAACUAUAACACUUCUUACACAGUCGGAGCUCCAAACCCGUACAGCUACAAUGGCUAUCCGGCCUACAGCUACAACAACUCGGUGUAUACUAACACUUACUCUUGUACUUAUUCCAGUUUACCUGCUCUGCCGCCGAACAACACUCCUGCUAAUGCUUUUAUGAACAUGAAUUUGGGAAACCUCGGUGCACAGACGCAAAGCCAAGCGACCCAAGGACCACUCGUCACACCCUGCCAGGGAGCUCUGCAGGGCAUCCGGGCAUGGUAGCGCAAGUCUUUACGCACAAUGAUAGCCGGGAGAGACUAAUUUGCGAUGGCUAAAUGGACUCAAGCAUGUAAAGCUGGUCAACUAAUGCAACAAAAGCACAAUUCAAAACUCUGAAACACAAGAAAUAUAGGCCAGUCGGCUGUAACUCAAGGCAGGCCGACGAGGAACCCAAUGACUGAGAUACAAACCAUAUACAGUAUGUGCAUUUUUCUCUGAGCCACAAUGUUUAAAACACGAAUUAAACCUGCUGUGGAUACAUUUGAUUGUCAGAUUAAAUAUCGCCGCUGAGCAAAGACUGUGCGCUGUACAAUGUGGCCUCUUUGUUCAAAAUGGAUGUAAUGUGCGACAAAAAAUAAUGUGAAAUUGUACAUUAACAUAUAAACAAGUUUCUAUGCGUAUGAUAUAGCCCAUAAUGCAUCCAGUAUUGCCCUAAAAGGCCCAUAUUCAAUUAGACCUUUAAAAUGAAUUGCAAGAAAUAACUAAAUGGACUACAAUGGUAGGUGAUGCAAUCUUAUUACGUAUUGUGCUUUUUUACCCUUUGAGUGUGAUUUCUUUUUGGCAGCAGACUCAAAAUACAUGAGACUCAACAGGCUCUGUUGAUUAAAACGGCCUCAAGUUACAAAGACGAUGAUUGUCACUGAUGAUGAAAGUAAAUGAUACAACAAACAUAAUGACAA
Molecule: messenger RNA, 1962 nt
Organism: Cyclopterus lumpus (lumpfish)
Lineage: Eukaryota; Metazoa; Chordata; Actinopteri; Perciformes; Cyclopteridae
Gene: nkx2.3
Product: NK2 homeobox 3
Exons: 2
Coding region: 242-1285 (347 amino acids)
Biological process (GO): cell differentiation; regulation of transcription by RNA polymerase II
Cellular component (GO): nucleus
Molecular function (GO): RNA polymerase II cis-regulatory region sequence-specific DNA binding; DNA-binding transcription factor activity, RNA polymerase II-specific
Source: RefSeq, a predicted model, not a curated record